Molecule: messenger RNA, 864 nt
Organism: Brettanomyces nanus
Lineage: Eukaryota; Fungi; Ascomycota; Pichiomycetes; Pichiales; Pichiaceae
Gene: COX11
Product: Cytochrome c oxidase assembly protein cox11, mitochondrial
Exons: 1
Coding region: 1-864 (287 amino acids)
Cellular component (GO): mitochondrial inner membrane
Molecular function (GO): copper ion binding
Source: RefSeq, a predicted model, not a curated record
AUGAUGUUUCCAUCAUCUAUUUCGCUUCUACGAUUGGCUGUAAGAGGCGGGUUAGAAUGUGAGCGACUUAGUGCAAGAGGUCUGUUUUCUAGACGGGCCUUCUCCAUAUCGAGUUUGAAGAGAGAGGAGGAGAUUAAGAAAGAGACGGUUCAGAACCAAGAAAAGAGAGAAUUGCCAAGACUUUCUAGAGAAGAAUAUGAAAAGUUUCGUGACGAAUAUUAUUACAAGAAGAAUCACGUGAACAAGGAAACAGCCAUCAACUAUUCCGUAUCGUUAGCUUUACUGUUUCUAGCGCUCUCGUUCGCCUCGGUGCCCAUUUAUCGUGCCAUUUGUAAACGUACAGGAUGGGGAGGAACUCCUAUCACGGAUAAGACUAAGUUUACCUCUGAUAAAAUGGUUCCUGUGGAUACCGAUAAGAGAAUUCGGGUGCAGUUCACUGCCGAGACUUCCAGCAUGUUACCGUGGAAGUUUAUCCCCCAGCAAAGAGAGGUGUAUGUCAUUCCAGGAGAGACUGCUUUGGCAUUCUACAAGGCUAAGAAUAGGUCUAAUAAGGAUAUCACCGGAAUGGCAACGUAUUCUGUCACUCCGGAUAAUGUGGCACCUUAUUUUAACAAGAUUCAGUGCUUCUGCUUCGAAGAACAGAGACUAAAUGCUGGUGAGGAGGUUGAUAUGCCUCUUUUCUUCUUUAUUGAUCCAGAAUUUGCUACGGAUCCAUCUAUGCGUAACAUUGACGACAUUGUUUUACAUUAUACAUUCUUUAGAGCCACUCAUGAUAAAGACGAAGAUAAGAUUUUAUCGGAUGCAAGGGAAAAGAUGAGUAAGGCCAACGAGGAGGCUUCAAAGGCUGCGGUGCAGCAAAACUGA